GAUCCUUCGGCUCAUUCACAGUCAGUAUCGUUCGAUUCGUCGCUCUUAAAUAAGCGAACGCGAAGUCGCUACAUGCCGAUAAUUACGAAGGAUCGGCCUUUCGGGAAAUAGGAAUACCUGGGUUGAAACGGUACUCAGAAAGAACAAGCGGCACUCAAUCGAAAUCGAUACAGCCGAACAUCCGCGCACUUUUGGAGAUGAACGCGUGAGACGAAACAAGGAACACAGAAGUGUAGUCUCAGUGAGUGCCUAUAAGCGGCUGAGCGCGCAUCUCCGACGAAAAUUUAUAUCGCGCAUCGACCGACAUCGUGAGACAUGACGGUCGAAAUUGAAAUACCUAGACAACCCGUGAAAGUGCCGAGUCCCAGUUUCAAGCCGUCCGAACGAUGGCGGAUCAUGCGGAACAUCCUGACGAUUAGCUGCGCUUUCAUGGUGAAUUUCACCGCGUUUAUGGGAGCAUCGAACUUGCAGAGUUCGAUUAACGCCGAUCAGUCGCUGGGCACGUUCACGCUGUCAGCGAUUUACGGCAGUCUGCUGUUCAGCAACAUUUUUCUGCCGGCUCUAGUCAUAAGUUGGUUGGGCUGCAAGUGGACUAUGUCGGUUUCCAUAUUGGCUUAUAUGCCUUUCAUAGUGUCCCAAUUUUAUCCGAAAUUUUAUACGAUGAUCCCCGCUGGACUGUCCGUCGGGUUGGGCGGAGGACCGCUUUGGUGCGCAAAAUGCACUUACUUGACCGUAGCGGCGGAGGCCUACUCGACCAUCUCGGAUGUGGCCGCGGAUGUUCUCGUCACGAGAUUUUUCGGCCUCUUCUUUAUGUUCUAUCAAAUGGCACAGGUGUGGGGGAAUCUUAUAUCUUCAGCGGUUCUUUCUUAUGGCGUCGACACAGUCACCACGAAUAUGACUUUAAAUAGUAGCAUCGUGGCGGAAAAUUGCGGCGCAAAUUUUUGCGGAGUGUCUGGCAUGAAGAACACAAAUUUACAGUCACCGCCGGUGGAAAGAAUACAUCUGAUCUCCGGGAUUUAUUUAGCUUGCAUGAUAUUAGCCUGCCUGAUAAUAGCGUUUGGCGUAGAUUCUUUGUCCAGAUACGAUAGGAACAGAGCCCGAUCGGUGAAAGGCACGUCUGGAUUCAAACUACUGGCCGUGACAUUAAAGUUAUUGAAAGAGAAAAGCCAACUGUUGAUAUUGCCGAUAACGAUGUUUAUCGGUGCCGAACAGGCCUUUUUAUUCGCCGAUUACAAUGCGUCGUUUGUCUCCUGCGCUUGGGGAAUUAGUAAAAUCGGUUACGUGAUGAUAUGUUUCGGCGUGACGAAUGCCAUAGCCGCACUCGCCACGGGAUCCAUCAUGAAGUUGACCGGGAGAAAGCCCGUGAUGAUCUUCGCGUUUUGUUUGCACUUGAGCAUCUUGAUCUUUAUGUUACGAUGGAAACCGACGCCCGAGCAAGGUGUCAUCUUCUUCCUGCUAUCCGGUUUAUGGGGUGUGUGCGACUCGAUUUGGCUGGUGCAAGUAAAUGCCUUGAGCGGCAUUUUAUUUCCCGGUCAAGAAGAAGCAGCUUUCUCCAACUUCCGCUUGUGGGAAUCCACUGGUUCUGUGAUAACGUACAUUUAUAGUCCAUAUCUGUGUACUUGUAUAAAGUUGUACCUUUUGAUCGGGAUACUGUGUGUCGGAAUGGCUGGUUACGGCGUUAUCGAGUGGUCAGGUAAAGUGGACAGAGACAUUUCCAGCAAGGGGCCCGAGUUUGAAUUGGUGACUGAUAAUGAAAUCAACCGAUAAAGUAUGAAAGCAGAUUUUAGUUUAGUUUUGAUACUCCUUUCGACAGAAUCGUAUAAGAUUCUUCGGAAUCUUUGUCUUUUGAUAUCGUAUUGUCUUUUGAAAUGUGCCAAAGUAAGAAAUUCUUACAAGUAUAUGUUGAAUAACUACAUUUUCAAAAUCACAACGUUUCUUACUUAUUAUUUGCUUAGCAUUAAUACUGCCGUUAAUAGGACCCGACUAUGAGAGAAAUAAUGCAUAAUUCGCAUGGUGUAGUUUAAAUAUUUGAAUUUAUUAGAACGAGAAGAAAGUACCUUUGAACUGAAUCAAAACUAUUACUAGAGCGAUAUUCGAGAAAAAAUCUCUAUAGCUGUUGCUGUAACAAAUUAAAUACAUUCACUAACAGUCGCUUUUCAUGUGUACGUUAUUGCGAAGAGUAACACAUAGUAGUUGCUCGAGAAAGCGCAUGAUUUCGUAAAUCGCGAAGAAUCGUAACACAUAUACGACUUUUUGUUAUUUGUACCACAAUAUAUGUUUUUAUUUUA
Odontomachus brunneus is the source of this 2288-nucleotide messenger RNA. RefSeq names its product UNC93-like protein. Gene Ontology annotation, biological process: regulation of potassium ion transport; regulation of muscle contraction. The transcript has 7 exons. Lineage: Eukaryota; Metazoa; Arthropoda; Insecta; Hymenoptera; Formicidae. The coding region runs from base 316 to 1767 and encodes 483 amino acids. The record is from RefSeq and is a predicted model, not a curated record. Gene Ontology annotation, molecular function: potassium channel regulator activity. Gene Ontology annotation, cellular component: striated muscle dense body; plasma membrane.